UGUGGUUCGUCUGGUAAACGGCUCCUGUGAGGAGCCAGGCAUUUAGAGAAGAACAACGUGGAUGAAGGCAAGGCUGUCAAGUCCUCAAAACAAGCAUUUUCGUUCUGCGCUUCAACUUCUGACGUACCCUGUAUUUACGCCUGGUUUCGGGCGAAAGUGUUGGAGCUUGUCAGAGGAAAGAAAGCGGCGAUAAACAGAGAGGAAAAUAGAGAAUUAACGAAGAGGGGGCGGCCCGGACAGCGACUAAAGACAGAGGGAAUCAGGGCAAUGAUGAGACAGCGAGGAAGUGAAUUCUAGAGGGAAAAGGAGAAGAGUUAUGACAAGACGAAAAGGACUGAUUCAAAACAAAAUGGUGAACAAAACACUCUAAAAGGAAAGAGGGGGUGCUGUGAGGGAAGCUGGGACACGGACACACACACACACACACACACGCACACGCGCAUGCACCCACAACGAGCAGACUGGCACACCGAUAGAGGGAGGGAGGGAGAGAGAGAGAGAGAGGGAGAGAGCAGUCAUUCCAGUAGCCUUUCAUCUGCCUUCAAAAGACGGUGGAAUAGCAGCAGAGGGAGAUGAUAUGAGUGACAACGUGAUGAGAGGCAGUGGGGAGAGAGACUAGCGAGGAAGUCCAAGAAAAAAGCGAGAGGACCAGCCUUGGACAUCCCAGGUCCCCCCACCCCUCAUCGCCCCCCAACCUACUGCAAGGAACGCCCGAAUACAACGAGCGGAUAAAAGAAAGCAGGAGUGUGUCAGAAAGACAGAGACUGUUGAAUGUGCGUGGAUACUACACGGAGGACGAGAGGGACGUCUGAGUCCAUAGCGAGAGACGGAGACGGAAAGAAACAGAGGGAGAGGAGGACAUUUCUAGGUCUGUCUUAUCAAACUGCAGUUUUCUGAGGAAGGAGAGACCACAGCAUGAAAGUGAGAAGUUCAAAGUAGGAUGAGAAUCAGGAGGACUGAAGGGGAACUCCUUCAAUGUGCUAAUUUUCAGAUGCCGUUUUUUAAAAAGAGAGACAUAGGGCUCAAUAUAUCUGUCAGGAAAACACAAUCAGAACAAAAACAGGAAUUCAUUUUCCUCCAAAGCAUAUGGUCCCUCCCUCCCAUCUUCAUCCGUCGCUUACACCGUGUUUACAAAAGUGACAGAUCAGGCAGUGGAUGGAAGCGACUGCAGGAGAGAAAGUGAGAGGGGGAGAGAGAGAAAAAAAGAAGAGGAGAAAUGUUCUGGAUGGUGUUAAAUGCUAUUUGAAGAGAGUGUAAAACGGCUCACUGGCUUAGUCUGGCAAAAAUACAGACGACGAGUGGUAAAGAGACAGAAACGCCAGGAAGAGCAUAAAGCGAGCGGAGGGAGGAGGCGCGCCGGGGGGCCGAGAGCGACGCCGCCGCCCGGGGGAGCGGCAGCGCGUCGCCAUGGCGUUCACCUUCGCCGCUUUCUGCUACAUGCUCACGCUGGUGCUCUGCGCUGCUCUCAUCUUCAUCGUCAUCUGGCACAUUAUUGCCUUUGACGAUCUCCGGCAAGACUUCAAGAAUCCCAUCGACCAGAGCAACCCCACCAGAGCAAGGGAAAGGAUAAAGAAUGUUGAACGAAUCUGUAACCUGCUACGAACCCUGGUGGUCCCUGAGUACUGCAUCCAUGGGCUCUUCUGCCUGAUGUUCAUGUGUGCAGCAGAGUGGGUGACCCUGGGCCUCAACAUCCCCCUGCUUUUCUACCACCUGUGGAGGUAUUUCCACCGGCCAGCUGAUGGCUCAGAGGUCAUGUACGACCCAGUGAGCAUCAUGAAUGCAGACAUCCUGAACUACUGCCAGAAGGAGUCCUGGUGCAAGCUGGGAUUCUACCUGCUCUCCUUCUUCUAUUACCUGUACAGCAUGGUAUACACCUUGGUGAGCUUCUAACCUGGGAAGACAAAGGCGGAGAUCCAGAGAGCGUCUGACACAUUGCUCUCCUUUCCACUACAUCUCAUCACUCCAUCCCAGGACGCCACGUAGCUCACUCUCCUCCUCUCGGCAAAACAGCCGGGAGGGGGCACAUUUCUGAGGAGGACCGAACAAAUGAAUGCGGGCGGAACUUUUCCAAGCACAGAGACGUCGCCACUGUGAAAACGGACAGCAGAGAGGAGGCCACGGUGUGGAGAGCAGGGAGAGGAAGAUCCCAGAGUUUGAGUCAGGAUUGUGGAACGCGAUCGAGGAAAGCGGGCAGCACAACAUGAGGCCAGAUAACAGGCCGACGGUGUAAAACGGUAGCGAGAAAAAUCAAACCAAACAAUAACUGGGAAAGCACAUCCACGUUCCUCCGCACCGACGACAGAUGGCGGCGGCAGCCGGGACUGGCGGCUCAGUCUGAUGAUGGUGGAAAUUCGGCCUCUCAAAUUCCCUGGACGCCAGAGAACACAAGGAAAAAGAUUGGAGCGGCUUUGGGAUGGAUCCAGCGAUACAGAAUGAUAAGAUUCUAAUUAAUGCAUUAAUAGGCAUCACUACUUUGUUCAGCAGCCUCUUCUGUACACUAGAAAUUGUUUUCUAAUUCUCUAAAUGCGCAGAGCCUUCGGUGGAUGAAAAUUACAUUAGGAACCGUCCUGUUCCAGAAACCCUAACAGCUUUCACACACACUGCGUUUUCAACGGGCAAGACAAAUCUAAUAAUCGUGCUGUGGAUUGGCCCAGCGGCCCGUGUGGCCUCCCAUGGAGUGAGGGGUGGUGAGUGGUGGGGUUUGGGGUGGGUUGGGCGUGGGGGCAUAACCACUAGUCAUUGUCCACUCAGGUCCUCAUCACCACUUUGUACCAGUACUGACAUUCUCCUCACUCCAUCAAGUGCUUCUUGGAAUGGGAGGUAAUUCCCACCUAUAGCCAGGACCUCUUCACUAACUGGUGUUACUGAUACCUCUGACCGAUGUUUACAGUGGGCAGCUCGGAAUCCAGUGACUUACAGUACUCCUCACAGGAUUGUGGGGUGGUGUGCAGCCGUGCGGACAUUUAGAGGAUGGGACGGUGCAGUACGCUUGUUCCGACUGCACUGUCGCCUCCUGCCGACUUGAAUGUAUAAGCCAUGCGAUGGGAAUGGGCUAUCAAUUCUUUACUGUGGAAAAUACCGGAUUCUAAGGAAACCUAUAUUUGGGCCAAACUCUGAAACCAGAACCGGCCGAAAUAUCCGAGGCCCACACCAAUGAACUUCGAACUAACCUAUUUAAAAAGCCAUGCUGACUGAAUCUCUGAAACACGACCACAAAGCAAGACAAUAACAGCCAUCUGGAAGUGAGGCUUGGCGAUCGUCUUUGCAGGUGCAGCUGUCACGGGCUAGCAGAGCCUUCCAGACUGGUUCAUUUUGCACAGCGUGAUAUAUACACUUGUAGCUCAUUGGCUUUGUUUAGUUUUUCAUGCCUUACUCAAUAAUUAGUCGACACAGUGAACAUCUCGCACAACUACAAUUUUUAGAGACCUGAACAUGCACCAUAGUGAUACUUAAUUCACAGCAUAAAAGUACAGUUUUAUGGCUUUCUACUUCAAUUUUAGAUUAUGUACAGACACUGUUUUACUAUUCUCAAGCAAUUCAGAUCACAUGUUGUAAAUAACAGUUACACAGUCGUUAACGUACUAUCGAAAGCAGAUGAGUAGACUGUGUGAUUUUGUGAGAGUAUCCAUAAGUCUGUACACAGUGUUUGCCAUGGUGGUGUGCGCCUUGGCCUUCCGUCCACAGUGAAGCAUAAGAAGCACUGCUUCUUCACGGGCAGCAGACGAAGCACUGUUUCUUCACGGGCAGCAGACGAAGCACUGCUUCUUCACGGGCAGCAGACGAAGCACUGCUUCUUCACGGGCAGCAGGCCAGGCUGUGACAGAAUGGCAGGUCGUCUCUGUACGGGAGCUGGUCGUCCAGACAGCAGUUACGCCGUUAAGAUGGUGGGCUGCAUAGAAACAGCCUCUCCUGACCUUUCUCAGUCCCAGAUGUCCGCUUUUAAUGCUAUUCCAAUUUCAUCUUUGACACUAUUCCAAAGCUGGGAGGAAGAGCCCUCCUGCUAGGAUGAUGAAAUGAAAAUCGUUUGUUUGCCAGAAAACGAUGACGGCCUUGGUACGCUUUGAAAUCAGAAACGCGGCUGCUCUCUGUGUAGAUAUUUCAGAUGAAGUGUUCAGAGUCCCGAGGCUUAUUCCAAUGGUGGCGCAGAAAAUGUAUUAACGGGAUUAAGAGGCGUGUCAUUUACAUUUCAGGAGGCAAAUUAAACAGUUCACGUGCGAAGAGGCUGCCUCUACAGUGAAGUUUAGUAUCACUCAAGAUACUAUUCCGUUUCAAUAACACUUACUGUGCUUAUAGUUAUAACUGAUGACAGAACAGAUGACAUACGUGUAACAAUAAAAUAUAUUAGUGUAAUGCAGCAGAAUGUACGACUGAAAGUAUGUUCAAGGUAUUUUUCAUUUUUUAUUGAAUAAAGCUUAUCAAAGCAUUCACUGCUUAAUGCACAGGAUGGGCAGAAGAGGUGAUGUUCAGAUUGUUAGUAUAAUGGUGCCGGUUUCUUUUUUUUUUUUCAAUUAGCAGAAACCAUGGUAACGUUUCUUGAAUCUUUCUAGUGUUUUUGGCACUAACCAAAUGUUUUCUAUUAACAUUGUGGGCCACUUGUGUAUGACUGUACUUUGUUGUGCAUUCCUGGACAACACACGUCAGUCAAGGACAAUCAGAGAAGCACAAAAGGUGGGGGGGGGAGGGGGGGGCAGGACCUCAUGUCACUUUGCUAAAGUAGAAGACUCUUUGUAAUGGUCUUUUCUAUCAAAUAAUACAAGUCACUAUAUGCUACUGUUGUUGUUAUCAGUUUGUAUUUUGAACUGAUAGGAUAUUGUAACGCAAUAGGAACCACUGUAAUGUAUACAGAAGUCAUUCAUAAGCCUUGAUAUUAUAAUAAAAUAGCAAAUAGGCAA
Molecule: messenger RNA, 4892 nt
Organism: Paramormyrops kingsleyae
Lineage: Eukaryota; Metazoa; Chordata; Actinopteri; Osteoglossiformes; Mormyridae
Product: protein cornichon homolog 2
Biological process (GO): vesicle-mediated transport
Source: RefSeq, a predicted model, not a curated record